Messenger RNA from Echinostoma caproni, 354 nucleotides. The record is from the annotation of a GenBank genome assembly. NCBI's taxonomy places the organism in Eukaryota, Metazoa, Platyhelminthes, Trematoda, Plagiorchiida, Echinostomatidae.
AUGCCCACGGGCACAUCGAACCGCAUAGGUUCUGCUGAGAGGGAUUGUGCCACUCGAUCAGCCAAGUCCCCGGAUCGAGUAUUACUUCAACGUCUCGGUUGCGAUCGCGAUCGUCUAGCCGACUUAUUGCAUCAGAUGACCGUCGAACGAGACUCGCUUCGCGACCGGUUACACGCGUUGACUGAAAAAGGAUUGAAUGAGAAAGCACGAUUGCUACAACGUUUGGAAGAGGCCGAGGAGGAAUUGCACACACUGCAGAAAGUACACUCUGCUGAUGCCUUGACUCAUUCGGAUCUGUCAAAACGUAUAAACCUUUUAGAAGCUGAACGCCGACAGUUGGUGAGUAUGAUUUGA